Stylonychia lemnae is the source of this 1767-nucleotide messenger RNA. NCBI's taxonomy places the organism in Eukaryota, Ciliophora, Spirotrichea, Sporadotrichida, Oxytrichidae. The record is from the annotation of a GenBank genome assembly.
AUGAUAGGUAGAAUUAACAAUGAGUAGAGUGCUGAAGUUGCGAUUUAAUUAACUGCAAUAGGAGUCUGCACAUUUGCAUAAAUUACCUCUACCACUUAAUCAAACAUAGAAUAUUUUUUAAAUAGUGGAAGCUAGAGUUUUACUUUAGAUAAUUUUAACAUCAAUACAACUAGCUGUCCAAUUACAUAUACUUUAACAAAAAUUAGUUCUGCUGCUAGUUCUAAUUUUUUCACCUUUACCAGUUCAUCAAGGAAUUUGAUCAUUUAAACAACUUUAGUAAGUGACAUUGGAACAUUUAUUUUCGAACUAAAGGGCAAAAAUCCUACAGGAUCAUCUCAGGCAACAUAACAGCUUAGCAUUUAAAUCAAGCAUGAGUGUGAGGAUGAUGAAAUUACACCAUCAACAGUUCUUCCUUAAUAUAAUUAUCUUAUUGAAUCAGGGUUAGCUUAAUCUUAGUUCACUUUAAGUUGGACACACACUAAUUCUUAAUGCGGAAGUAUAAUAACGUAUUAAGUGGUAAAUCAGGCAAAUAACUCAACCAUUGAUGCUAUAUUCUAUAUAGAAGAUAGCAUAUUUUACGUUUUUACAACUGAUGAGCUAAAGAUUGGUACUUAUAAUCUUAGGAUUAUUGCAGGAACAGCUUAUAAAUCACUGAUACAAAAUUUUAUUGUAGUUGUAGAAACAGAUUGUCCCAAUGCUGUAGUCACUUCAGAAACCAUAAUUGAUAAGACAUAUACUUUAGGCAGUCCGAUUUAGACUUUUUAAUUUAUAUGUUGGGGUCUCUCUUAGCCAGAGUGUGGUCCUAUAGUAUAUACUUUGCUUAUUGAUAGUUCUCCAAAACCCUCUUGGGUUUCAUUUGAUUCUACUUCUCGUACUAUAAGUUUUGAAACUAGUGACUCAUCUGCAACUGGCACUAAGAUUUUUCAGAUUACAGGGACAACUACUAUCAGCAGUAUUUCCUAACGUGAAAUUUUUCAAGUAGAGUUCAUUAAUCCUUGCAAUUCAGUAAUACUCAGUUUGUCAAAUACAAUCAGUAACCAAGUUAUCUACCUUAAUGAAAGUCCAGUAAAAACUCUAGCAUUGCCAGCAAUAACACAAUCUUCAAGCACUAUUGAUUGUGGAUUGAUCAUUCAGACUAUUACGACAGAUUAAAACAAUCCUGUAGAUUCAAACAUUUUCACAUAUCAUUUAUCUAACAAUAGCAUUACAAUGUUUUCCAAAGAUAAAACUAAAAUGAUUUAUUCACCAUUUAAAGUCAAAGUAGUUAAUAGGCUUUAAGCUUACCCAGCUAUAUCUUAAACUUAUUAGUUUUCAGUUUCCUUGUUAAUUGAUUGCUAAUUCGAUUAUUUGACAGCCUCUACAGUUUAAAGUGUAACCUAUGUAGUUAAAGACCAAUAUUCGAUGAAGCUAUCAGACUAUAUCUAAUCUUUUCUUAGUGACCAUUGUGGUACUAUUUCAUAGUAUUAAUGCACUGAUGAAUUCACUCUCUUAGAUUGUGCAAACAAUCAUAUGAUAACAUUCAACACUAAUUCAGGAUUACUAAUAAUAGAGACAUAGGAUGCAAAUAAGGUAGGAAUUUAUAAACUUUAGAUUGUUGCAACACAUAACAAUAAACAAGCUACAUAAAGUGUCAAUAUAGCAGUUACCAAAGAUUGUAGAAGUGCAGUAAUAACUAAAUCUGCUUUAUCUGCUCUUAGUUUUGACAUAAGUAAUGGAACUAAAAAUUACAUUACUGACAUACCAUGGACUAAUGACAUGAUUGCAUGA